AUGGCCGCUCCACCCGCCAGAGCUCGAGCUGAUUAUGAUUAUCUCAUCAAGCUACUGUUGAUCGGUGACAGUGGUGUGGGUAAGAGUUGCCUUCUUUUGCGGUUCUCCGAUGGUUCUUUCACCACCAGUUUCAUAACCACCAUUGGCAUUGAUUUCAAGAUUAGGACCAUUGAACUUGAUGGGAAACGAAUUAAACUACAAAUUUGGGAUACUGCUGGACAAGAACGAUUCCGAACUAUCACCACUGCUUACUACCGUGGAGCAAUGGGCAUAUUGCUGGUGUACGAUGUGACUGAUGAAUCGUCCUUUAACAACAUUAGGAAUUGGAUCCGAAACAUUGAACAACAUGCUUCUGACAAUGUCAACAAGAUAUUGGUGGGUAACAAAGCUGACAUGGAUGAAAGCAAAAGGGCGGUUCCUACCUCCAGGGGUCAAGCACUGGCUGAUGAGUAUGGAAUUAAAUUCUUCGAGACGAGUGCAAAGACAAAUAUGAACGUGGAAGAGGUUUUCUUCUCGAUAGCCAGGGAUAUAAAGCAAAGACUUUCUGAAACUGACUCAAAGGCUGAGCCUCAAACCAUUAGGAUUACCCAACCGGACCAGACAACAGGGGCUACUCAAGCUGCCCAAAAAUCAGCGUGCUGUGGUUCUUGA
This is a messenger RNA of Fraxinus pennsylvanica, 651 nucleotides long. The record is from the annotation of a GenBank genome assembly. NCBI's taxonomy places the organism in Eukaryota, Viridiplantae, Streptophyta, Magnoliopsida, Lamiales, Oleaceae.